This is a messenger RNA of Spirodela intermedia, 2887 nucleotides long. NCBI's taxonomy places the organism in Eukaryota, Viridiplantae, Streptophyta, Magnoliopsida, Alismatales, Araceae. The record is from the annotation of a GenBank genome assembly.
AUGGAGCUGCGUUGAUACUACUAAUAACCAAUUAAAUAUGAUAGGAUGAGCUUUUCUACUUUUCCAGCCCCGAUUAGAACAUUGAAUCUUCCAUUUCUUUUAAAAUUCGCUUCAAGUUGGAAAAAUAUUUGAAGAUGUUUUUGACCGGUGUUAAAGGAUAGGAUAACAUUUAGAGAUAUUUUCUGAAAAUUUGAGUGCACAAAAUUUUCUCUUCUUAUGGAAAAUUAUCUUUGUUUGCCAUUGUAGAUCAUCUAUGUAUUAGAGCACCCUUCUCAUCACACUCUCUUUCGUUUCCUCCUCCUUUUUCUGUUUUAUAUUUCCCGUUUUGCUUUCAAGAUUUUAGUAUACUUUCGACGUUUCCAUCCCAAAGAUUUCCUUAUUUUUACAGGCAUAAAUGCUCAGCAUGCUACAAGCAAUACAAGAAGAAAGAGCACCUAAUUGAGCAUAUGAGGGUCUCAUACCACUCAGUUCAUUAGCCAAAGUGUGAAGUCUGCAGAAAGCAUUGCAAAACAUUGGAAUCUGUGAGAGAACAUCUCACAGGUAAGUAAGUAAUCGGCUGAAAAUCGAAACUCAAACGCAUAUGUUCUCCUGAAGAAAUUCAGCAGCGCAUAGAUCUUGUUGGAAACUAAUAUGAUCCAGGCGAUGGGGAAUCAUUUGCAUACCGUCCAUAUCCAAUUCAGAAUAAAACCCAAUACUGGAGGCUGAAUCAUAAUGCUUUAUUAACUUUCUGGCUCAAAAUAAGAUUUGGCACAUACUAACCUUAUCCGAUUCAAAUUGGCUUAACGCGAGUCAAAUGGACUUUUGGGUUCAUUCAUCAUUGUCCUUGGUUCCCACAUCUGGAGCACUAGUGUUGCAAGCCAGGUAAAGACUACUAUGUUUAUGGGGUCUUUCCACGGUGUGGCGCAUCUUGGUUCUUUCCCAGAUCAUUAGAAUCAGCGUAACACGAUUUUCUAGGUGAGAACUGGGCCCAACAUCCAGACGUUAACCGUUUCAGGGGAUGUUGUUUAGGACCUCUAAGGACUGAAUUGAAAAGUUCCACAUAUGACAACUAAAACCGGAAAAUGCUGGAGAAGGGUUUCAUUCAGCUUCUAUAUAACUACCGAGGUGAACAUUUGAACCUUAUUCUGAUGCAAUCAAGUUUUCAAUUAACCAACUUUCCCGGAGAAGCUCAGUUUUCUGUGCUUGCUCAUGGCACGUUUAUUCUGUUCAUUCCCGGAGAAUAAACUGAUGUACAUUCAUUCUGAUGUCGUUUUAUGAAUAAACUUGAACUUCUAUGUGAACUAGUUAGUCUGAAAAGCUGACUAUAGGUCCACUUUCCAAGAGAAGCUGUCCAAAUGUCUUUACUGUUCGUGGCUGCAUCAUCUGCUUAAAGAUAUUUGACGCCCCUGACGAGCUUCUGGCUCACAAAGAAGUCUGUUGCUUAUCCCCUGCUUCCUUUGUAAGUCGAAUGACAGCAAUAGCAAGUAUCCUGGUCUACGAAACAUAAACGGUUGAUUUAAACAAUUUUAUUCUGUAUUAAAAGGCAUUAUGCUCACUGAACUUGAAGUAUAUUGAUUCUAGGAUGCGAGAGAUCCUCUAUUUGAAAACUCUAUGGAUAGUAGAAUGCAAGACUCGUGCUCCAGUCCUGACGCAACCAGGAAACAAGUUUCACGUGUAGUUGCCAUGGAUUGUGAACUGGUUGGUGGAGGAAGUGAUGGGUCACUUGAUCUUUGUGCUAGAGUGUGCCUCGUUGAUGAAUCUGAGAACCUAAUUUUCCAUUCAUAUGUUAAAUCUCAGAUCCCAGUCACCAAUUAUAGGUAAUUUUCUGGUUUUCAUAUUUUAUAGCAUAGAUUUGCGGAUUUUCUUACUGAGAUUACAUGAUGAAUACUUUCAGGUAUGAAAUAACUGGUAUAACGGAAGAAAAUUUAGUAGAUGCAUUGCCACUGAAUGAUGUCAAGCAUACAAUUGAGCAGAUACUCUACAAUGGGGAAUCCAUUGGCAUUGCCCGUGUAGAAGGUGGCAGAGCUCUGAUUCUUGUUGGCCAUGGCUUGGAUCACGAUCUGUAUUGUCUGAAUAUGCAUUACCCUCCUCAUUUGCUAAGGUAAAAUUUAGGAUUUCCACAACUCUGUUAUCCUGAUCCUGUAACGAAGGCCUCUUAUUGGUCUCUGAUUGAUAUACAUUUGCAUCUGUGUUUUUCUCUCAUAUCUUGUUGUUGUUGUUGUUUUUUUUUUUUUUUUUUUUUUCAUUUGCAGGGACACCGCCAAGUAUCCACCUUUUAUGAAAACAAAUUUAGUCAGCCACUCGCUGAAGUACCUCACACAAAACUACUUGGGGCAAGUCACUCUCCUACUUAUUCUCGUCCAUAUAUUCAAACAUUGCUCACAGAGUAGCCUCACAUUCUGUGAGAAAAUAGUCUCGUGUAUUGUAAAUAUUUGGGCCUCUUAUCGCCAAAUACUCUUCAAUUUCGCUAUUCGAUUUAUUUAACGCCAAGCAAUGUGCAACAGAGUGUACAAGGAAAGGCUCAAUACUAGUCCCUCCUGGAAGUUAAAGAUAUAUGCUUGGUUUUCCAAUUAUGGCAUGCCAACUUAUCAUAUAUUUCCGAAACUUUGGUUAAAUUAUCUAAUUAUAUAUUUGAGGGAUUGGGUUUUGCAGAUAUAAGAUCCAAACUGCUGCACACUACCCACUAGAGGAUUAUUUGGCUGCGAUGAGGCUUUACAAAAGGAUGCAGGCCCAGUUGCAUCGGAGAGAAGAGGUCCCUAUGUUAUUCUGUGACUAUGACUCUGGCGAGCCUUCAAAUGUCAAUGCUUUUGAUCUCACCAGAUCUAACGUACUGGAGAAAAUGUCCUCAGAAGAACUGCUUGAGAUGUCAAGAUCCGAGUACAGAUGCUGGUGUCUGGAUAGGAUUUAG